Blepharisma stoltei is the source of this 1716-nucleotide messenger RNA. The record is from the annotation of a GenBank genome assembly. NCBI's taxonomy places the organism in Eukaryota, Ciliophora, Heterotrichea, Heterotrichida, Blepharismidae.
AUGAAAAUAGGCUAUAGAGAAUUAAUUCCUGCUUCAGCUGCAGUUGUUAUUGCCUAUUUUGCAUUGAAAUAUGCAGCUCGUAAAAUAAGAGCAAGAAAAGCACGACAAAGAGGAGCUGCAAAGCUAAAGGAAAGAAAUUCCAAAUGGCUUGAGCUGAAUGUUGACCCUGAGCUAAAAGAAAAAAUACUUUCAAUGAAAGCUUAUCAAAUUGUAGAAGCAAUCAACUCAGGCUCACUCACAGUUCAACAAGUUCUCAAUACUUAUAUUAUGAGAGCUCAAGAAUUAGGAAGAAAAUACUCAAUCACUGCUGAAGAAAUGUUCACUGAUGCCAUUAAUAGACUUGAAGACCUCCCAGGAGGCAUCUUGUAUGGCCUUCCAAUAUCCAUAAAAGAUAGCUUUUCCCAAAAAGGCUGUGUCACCUCUGCAGGCCUUGUCAGGAGACUUGGAAAAGUUGAUACUUCUGAUCAUCCUUUGGUUUCUCAGAUAAGGGAAUCAGGUGGGCUUCCAUUUGUCAGAGGAAACCCACUGCAAAUUAUGAUGUGGUUUGAAACAGAAAACAAUAUUUAUGGAGUUGCCAAAAACCCUUGGGAUCCAAGUAGGACUGUAGGAGGAAGCUCAGGCGGUGACGCUGGAAUUGUUGCUGCAAGAUGUGCUGCCUUAGCUAUUGGAAGUGAUAUAGGAGGCUCUAUAAGGAUUCCUUCAGCUUUUUGUGGAGUUUAUGGGAUUAGAACAACAUCAAGGAGAACUAAUGGAAAAGAAGGAGCCCAGACCCACCCAAAUAAAAUUGAUCACUUUAAGCUACUUAUAAAGUCUACAAGAGGACCUAUGGGCAGGUGUGUGGAAGACUUAACGCUAGUUCUUAAGGCGUGGUGGAACGAACAGCUGUGGAAAAAAGACUGCUAUUUGUUCCCUAUGAAAUUCGACCAAGAGCUAUAUGAAAAUACACAGAAGAAAAAGCUAAGGAUAGGGUACUUUGAUUAUAAUGGAGUUUUCGAAUGUGCAGAGGUAAUAAAAGACAUUAUCAGGGAAACCAAACAAAAAUUGGAAGCAGAAGGGCAUGAAUUGGUUGAGUUUGACGCUGGAAAUCUGUUUUCAGAAGGAACAGAUAUCUAUGCAAGAAUAGCCUAUGCAGGAGACCCUAAAUACUUAUCUGAAGAACUAGAAGGAGAAGAGCCAGCUUGGGUUUACAAGGUUUUGGAUCUCCAAGCAAGAUUCCCAUUCAUGAAAACACUGGUUCCUCUGUAUCUGAGACUACUUGGCCAUAAGCAGCUAGCAAGACUUGUAGGUCUGCCUCGUGACAUUUCACUCGACGAAUUUUGCAAGCUUUUCAAUGAUUCUGCAGUUUUCAAAAACAAGUUCCACGACUAUUGGAAUUCCUUGCAAAUCGAUGCAUUAAUUUGUCCAAUUUGGCCACUUGUGGCUCCUCAGCACACCAAGACAAAAACUUUAGCAGCGGCAUUUUCCUAUUCAUUUGUGUGGAAUCUGUUGGAUUAUCCGUGUGGGGUAGUUCCUGUUAGGACUGUUAGAGCAGGAGAAGACAAAUAUGAAAGCACAAGUAGAGACAAAGCAGUUAAGUCUUGCAAAGAAAUUAUGGAAGGCAGUGUAGGGCUUCCAGUCUGUUUGCAGGUUGUUGGCUAUCCAAGUAGGGAUGAAGAAGUUUUAGGAGUUAUGAAAGUCAUUGAAGGUUUUUAUAAGUUCGAUGAGCAUCCUAUUUAA